Pteronotus mesoamericanus is the source of this 675-nucleotide messenger RNA. Its product is annotated as 60S ribosomal protein L32-like. NCBI's taxonomy places the organism in Eukaryota, Metazoa, Chordata, Mammalia, Chiroptera, Mormoopidae. Gene Ontology annotation, molecular function: structural constituent of ribosome. The record is from RefSeq and is a predicted model, not a curated record. Gene Ontology annotation, biological process: translation. Gene Ontology annotation, cellular component: cytosolic large ribosomal subunit; ribosome. Bases 1 to 675 code for a protein of 224 amino acids. The transcript is spliced from 2 exons.
AUGCACCGCUCCAAUCUCUCCUCCGUCGUCCCACGGUCUCCUCUGGUUUCUACUUGCAAAGCUUCACUGAGGCUCUUCCUUGCUGCUACCUAUGGAGAUGGAGGCCAUCUCCUGCUCGGCGUGACGGCCACCCUCAGGCCCCUCAUGAAACCCACGAUCAUCAAAAAGAGGAUCAAGAAGUUCAUCCAGCUCCAGUCAGACCAAUAUGUCAAAAUUAAGUGUAGCUGGCAGAAACCCAGAGGCAUAGACAACAGGGUGUGUAGAAGAUUCGAGGGCCAGAUCUUGACGUCCAACACUGGUUAUGGGCACAACAAGAAAACAAAGCACAUGCUACCCAGUGGCUUUUGGCAGUUCCUGGUCCACAGCGUCAAUGACCUUCAAGUGCUGCCGAUGAGCAACAGAUCGUACUGUGCUGGGACUGCUCACAGCGUCUCCUCUCACAGCUGCAAAGCCACUGAGGAAAGAGCAGCCCAGCUGGCCUUCAGAGUCACCGAUCCCAACGCCGGGCUGCGCAGCGAAGAAAAUGAAGAGACAGCUUGUGUGCACAUUGUGUUUGUGUUAACAAAGCCAUACAAUUCUGUCCAAAAAAGCCCCCAGACUGUCACUGUAUCUGUCACCCUUCUUUCACACACUGUCCUAGGGCUGUAUGUCCUCCCACCUGAACUGCUUCAAUAA